Molecule: messenger RNA, 231 nt
Organism: Podarcis lilfordi (Lilford's wall lizard)
Lineage: Eukaryota; Metazoa; Chordata; Lepidosauria; Squamata; Lacertidae
Source: the annotation of a GenBank genome assembly
AUGACGAAGAAAUUGCGAAUGGAAAAUAAGGACAUUAAAAAAUCACAAGAUUCAAUGAAGGAAGAAAUAAACGACCUAAAGAGAGCCCAUGAAGAGCUGCUAGAUGAUAUAUCAUUGAUGGAGAUGCGUCAGAAGGAGAUGGCCCUCCGCUUCCGAGGCGUCCCACAAACUCAUGAUGAACAAAUUCAAGAGAAACUAUCACAGGAGAUUGCAAACUGGUUGGGAGUAGAG